GCCCCCGGUUCUGCCCACGCCCUCCUCCCGCCAGCCCGGCAGCCAGCGCAGCGCCCGGCCUCGCUCCCCGUGCGUCCUGCGGGGGAGGAGGCGCGGAGAGGCGGCAAGCGCAGCCGGGGAGGUGGGGGCAGAGGCACAGACAGAAGCGCGGAGGCUCGGAGAGAGAAGACGUGGAGGGAGGGACGGAGCCUGGGCAGUGGUGGACCCGGCCGUGCGCGCCAGGCAAAGCCCAACGCGCAACAGACGCCGGACACUGAGAAGGGGUGGCCCGGGUGGACUCCGACCGUCCAUGCACAGAGCGCCCUCUCCCACAGUAGAUCAGCCGCCUGGCGGAGGGGACAACACCCGCCGGACCCCGCAGUCCAGACUCAAGGCUAGUGCCACAGCCAUGGCACUGCCUCGGACACUGGGUGAGCUGCAGCUGUAUCGGGUCCUGCAGCGAGCUAACCUCCUUUCCUACUAUGAGACCUUCAUCCAGCAGGGAGGGGACGACGUUCAGCAGCUGUGUGAGGCGGGUGAGGAGGAAUUCCUGGAAAUCAUGGCACUAGUGGGCAUGGCUACCAAGCCCCUCCAUGUCCGACGUCUACAGAAGGCUCUGAGAGAAUGGGCCACCAAUCCAGGGCUCUUCAGCCAACCGGUGCCUGCUGUCCCUGUCUCCAGCAUUCCACUUUUCAAGAUCUCUGAGACUGCGGGUACUCGGAAAGGGAGCAUGAGCAAUGGGCAUGGCAGCCCAGGAGAAAAGGCAGGCAGUGCCCGCAGUUUUAGCCCCAAGAGCCCCCUUGAACUUGGAGAGAAGCUAUCGCCACUGCCUGGGGGACCUGGGGCAGGAGAUCCCCGGAUCUGGCCAGGCCAGAGCACUCCAGAGUCAGACGUUGGGGCAGGAGGAGAAGAGGAGGCUGGGUCGCCCCCUUUCUCCCCACCUGCAGGGGGCGGAGUCCCUGAGGGGACUGGCCCUGGGGGGAUGACAGCAGGUGGGCUUGGGGGUGGUCCAGACCGCCUGGAGCCAGAGAUGGUACGCAUGGUGGUGGAAAGCGUGGAGAGGAUCUUCCGGAGUUUCCCCAGGGGUGAUGCUGGAGAGGUCACAUCCCUGCUAAAGCUGAAUAAGAAGCUAGCACGGAGUGUGGGGCACAUCUUUGAGAUGGAUGAUAAUGACAGCCAGAAAGAAGAAGAGAUUCGAAAGUAUAGCAUCAUCUAUGGCCGCUUUGACUCCAAACGGAGGGAGGGCAAGCAGCUCAGCUUGCAUGAGCUGACCAUCAACGAGGCUGCUGCCCAGUUCUGCAUAAGGGACAACACGCUCUUACUUCGGAGGGUAGAGCUGUUCUCGCUGUCACGCCAAGUAGCCAGGGAGAGCACGUAUCUGUCAUCUUUGAAGGGCUCCAGGCUGCACUCUGAAGAAUUAGGAGGCCCACCACUAAAGAAACUGAAACAGGAGGUUGGAGAACAGAGUCAUCCUGAAAUCCAGCAGCCUCCUCCAGGCCCUGAGUCCUAUGCACCCCCAUACCGCCCUAGCCUAGAGGAGGACAGCGCCAGCCUGUCUGGGGAGAGCCUAGAUGGACACUUGCAGGCUGUGGGGUCGUGCCCAAGGCUGACGCCGCCCCCUGCUGACCUGCCCCUGGCAUUGCCAGCGCAUGGGCUAUGGAGCCGCCACAUCCUGCAGCAGACACUGAUGGAUGAGGGGCUGCGGCUCGCCCGCCUCGUCUCCCACGACCGCGUGGGCCGCCUCAGCCCCUGUAUGCCUGCGAAGCCGCCUCUCGCAGAGUUUGAGGAAGGGUUACUGGACCGGUGCCCCGCCCCAGGACCCCAUCCCGCUCUGGUGGAGGGUCGCAGAAGCAGCGUGAAAGUGGAGGCCGAGGCCAGUCGGCAGUGAGAGAGUGGACUGGUGUCCUCAGACCCAGGACCCAGCCUUCUGGCUCACCGAGACUCCUUCACACUGAAUCCUCGGAAUCUAGUCACCACCCUAGAAGGAUCCUUCUGCUGCUCUUAUCCUUCCUCCCCAUCUGCUCCAUGGGCACAGGACUAUGGGGCUUCAAGCAAUAACAAGGAGGGGCCUGGCCAGAGGACACAAGGGUGAAAGGUCCACCCUCACCCAGCUCAGGGGCAUGGACUUUGCUUCCAGCCCACUGGGGCUUUUCCCAUCCCUCAUACCACACACUCCCAUUGUCCAGGUCAUCACCAGUGGUGUGAGCAGCAGGACUCAGCUUGGACAUGGGGAAACAACUUCCCUGGAAAGGUCCAGCAGCUUAAAAUGGCAACGUUUUCCCCUUCUGGGGGCCUGAACACUGGACCUCUCUUCUCCCCACCCCCAUUUUGUGCUUCUAGUUUGUUUCUUUAAUUUAACAAGUGCUGCAGUUUGCCCUCCUUCCUCAUCAUCCCCCCUCUCCCAGUUCUUUCCCUCCUGUACUCUGGGGGAGGUGCCCCUGUCUCCACCAGCCCUUGGGAGGCCUGGGUUGGACCUUAGUUCUCACCCCAGGUCAGCAGGACUGCAGCGCCUGCCAAGCACUUAGAGCGUCUUUCUUUUCAGAUUGUGUACAGUAGAUUAUUUAUUUUGUUAUUUUGGAAUAAAAUUUAUUUUAUGGCUUAGGA
Messenger RNA from Nannospalax galili (Upper Galilee mountains blind mole rat), 2583 nucleotides. It is a transcript of the gene Nab2, whose product is annotated as NGFI-A binding protein 2. NCBI's taxonomy places the organism in Eukaryota, Metazoa, Chordata, Mammalia, Rodentia, Spalacidae. Bases 290 to 1867 code for a protein of 525 amino acids. Gene Ontology annotation, cellular component: nucleus. The record is from RefSeq and is a predicted model, not a curated record. The transcript has 7 exons. Gene Ontology annotation, biological process: negative regulation of DNA-templated transcription. Gene Ontology annotation, molecular function: transcription factor binding; transcription coregulator activity.